UGUCGGCGUGGUACGUCAUUGAUAAUCUAUGAAAUUACAAAAUUCUGUUAUAUUAAAUAUGUUAAGUAUAAGUGUAUGUUACUUGUCAUAUUGCCAUAAUAUGUGAAGGAAAUUUUACAAUCAAGAAAACGUAAUUCAGUCAAGCAUACGUAAUUCUAUGAUUAUUCUAUAAUAGCAUUUUUGUCGAUAAAAAAAUUCGUAAGGUAUUUAAAAUGGAAAUGGAACGGUCUUGCACGUUUGAUGAAUUGAACUUUGAUGAAGCAUGUGUAAUAUUAAAAAGCAAUAUAAAUUUACCAAAUUUAUGGUUGUAUACGUUAUCAUCCGAUUGUAUUAAGUGUCCUUACAGUAGAGCCGCUAUGAUAGAAUCUGAAAUAAUUAGUAUGAAAGUUAAAAGCGCGAGAUCGCAGUAUUGGCGAAUUAUUGAAACGGAUAAGCAUGAAGAAUACAUUCCAGCUUGGGAUGAAAAUGGAUUAUACUGCCAACUCUCUCCAAAUAUUGGUGAGUUUGGUAUUUAUGAAUUAACUGUCGACUACAAUAACAGUUAUAGCUUUGUUGCCAAUAAGCAACCAGUUAAUUCUCAUUUACCUCUGGUUAUUAUUUUGGGCUUGAUUGCGUUAUUUCUGUGCGUCUUAUCGAUCCUAAAAAUAAUUUUCAACUGCGUAAAAAGAUGUCGAUCAAAGGAUGUGCAAAUUGAGACGGUAGAAAGUUCAUCGUCGAAGCCAAGAUUACGGUCGCUCGAUACCGUGAGAGGGAUGAGCAUCCUCCUAAUGAUUUUCGUAAAUAAUGGCGCCGGAGGUUACGUGUUCCUCGAGCACGCCACUUGGAACGGCCUCUUCGUUGGAGAUUUAGUAUUUCCCUGCUUCUUGUGGAUCAUGGGUGUGUGCAUUCCCUUAUCCAUUUCCUCGCAACUCACUCGUGGGACCUCGAGGUUCUCCAUCUGCUGUGCGAUCGUCAAGCGAAGCUUUUAUUUAUUUUUCAUUGGAAUUUCUUUAAAUACACUUGGAGGAAAAAAUCAACUCGAGAGUAUUCGGAUCUUCGGGGUUUUACAAAGAUUCAGCGUGUGUUAUUUAGUAACUGCAAUGAUUUACCUUUUGCUAGUUUCACCGUGUACUCAUUUAGGAUCAAAAGUUGUAUAUGAAAUACUUAUUUUAAUGCCACAGUGGAUUAUUGCAUUUUUUAUUCUUCUGGCUCAUUGUGUUAUUAUCUUCUUACUACCAGUUCCAGAUUGUCCAAAAGGUUAUCUUGGACCUGGGGGUCGUCAUGACGCUGGUAAAUAUUGGAAUUGCGUUGGUGGUGCAGCGGGUUACGUGGAUAAAGUUUUACUGGGCGUAAACCAUAUUUAUCAAUUUCCUACUGCAAAUAGCGUAUACGGAUCUGGCCCAUUUGAUCCUGAAGGGGUCUUAGGUUGUUUAACAUCGAUAUUUCAGGUGUUUCUGGGCAUACAGGCUGGUCAAAUAUUAUGCCAUUAUGAAGACUGGAAAAAUCGAAUUGCAAGAUGGUUAGUGUGGGCUUUGAUAUUCGGCGUUAUUGGCUUAUCACUUCAUUUCACAGAAAUCAUCCCUGUUAAUAAAAACUUAUGGUCAGUCUCAUUCGUUAUGGUAACUACAAGUUUUUCCUUGGGAUUACUCUCAGCCUGUUAUUUUCUUGUCGAUGUCAUUGGCGUUUGGGAAGGUGGACCUUUCAGAAUUCCAGGUAUGAAUGCUCUUGUGAUGUAUAUCGGUCAUCAAGUUUUCUACGAAAUGUUUCCUUUCCAUUGGAGAAUUGGCAAAAUGAAUACGCAUAGCUGGUUAAUGGCCGAGUCCUUGUGGUGCAUUGUACUUUGGACCUGCAUAGCUUAUACUCUUCAUUGGAAAAAAUUGUACGUAACAUUAUGAGCAAAUAGAAUUCUAAACGAGUUUAUUAAAACAACGGAAUGAUAGUCAAAUACUUAUGUAAAAUGUUCUUCACAUCAGACUUUUAUAUGUGCGAUUGUGAAUGAGGGCAAUAAAGA
Molecule: messenger RNA, 1990 nt
Organism: Ceratosolen solmsi marchali
Lineage: Eukaryota; Metazoa; Arthropoda; Insecta; Hymenoptera; Agaonidae
Product: heparan-alpha-glucosaminide N-acetyltransferase
Exons: 11
Coding region: 213-1874 (553 amino acids)
Source: RefSeq, a predicted model, not a curated record